Molecule: messenger RNA, 988 nt
Organism: Aspergillus eucalypticola CBS 122712
Lineage: Eukaryota; Fungi; Ascomycota; Eurotiomycetes; Eurotiales; Aspergillaceae
Exons: 1
Coding region: 196-681 (161 amino acids)
Source: RefSeq, a predicted model, not a curated record
AUAUAGACCUUCCCCGACCAGCUCGGAGAGAAUUCUUUUGACAUUCAGACAAGCAAAAGCCAAAGCUCCUUCUUUUCUCCGGACCUUUCGAUUCUUUCGCCCUUCCCUCUCCCAUUUCGGGUGCGGGACUCUGCAUCUGCUCCUCCAUUAGCACACGCAGCAGAGAGGCAACACAGAACUACGCUAGACCAUACAAUGUCCUACACUUCCUCCUCCCGCUUUUCCAGAUCACCUUCCCCCGCGCCUCGCACUAGACGACCUUCUCCGUUGGAAAGAACCUCAUUGCACCUCCGUCUCAGCCUGCUCUCCGGCGAGAAAUAUGACCAGGAAAGCAGUGCCAAGGAACCCGAUCUUCGUCGCUGCCUCAGCCAUGCCCACAUCCACGCCAAGUCCAUGGCUAUGGUCAAGCGAGACAUUCGCGUCCACAUCCGCUCCAUGGGCAUGGCCAUGGACGAUGACAGCGACGAGGAGCUCCUUGAUCACGAAGUCCUCCCGCCGCCACCGUCGCGCCGAUCGUCCCGCAGCAGCUCCAAGUCCGCUGCGGCCCCACGGGUGACGGUAUCACCCAAACCCAGCGAGAAAUCGAGUCUGCUCGAUAAGGGUCGCAAGUGCUUGGAGAAGCUUUUCCCUCGCAAGAACAACGUGCAUCUAGCUCAGUCUAGAGUUACCGUCGUCACUUGAAGCCCGUCCAUCUCUUCGCCUGCUCGUCUCUCGGUUUAAACCCCCACUGCUAGUGCUUAUCGGUUUCGCCACCAACCUCUACUACCCAUAGUAUGAUGAUAUCCAUCUCUGCUUGUGGUAAUCACGCCAUUUCGGGUACCCGCGCCCAUACCCAUGGUGCUUCACCGUCACCUAGACUGCCCGUCAGAGUCUCUUGUCAGUCCUAUUCAUCCCGCCAGUCCGUUCGAGACUGGCGCGCUCUCAUCCGGUUGAGAGCCUUGACCUGACGCCGGCUUCUGGUCGUGAAGUCCAUAUUACUAUCUCCUUC